This is a messenger RNA of Boeremia exigua, 1679 nucleotides long. RefSeq names its product putative amidoligase enzyme-domain-containing protein. The transcript has 4 exons. NCBI's taxonomy places the organism in Eukaryota, Fungi, Ascomycota, Dothideomycetes, Pleosporales, Didymellaceae. Bases 404 to 1531 code for a protein of 375 amino acids. The record is from RefSeq and is a predicted model, not a curated record.
AAGACGCUGAUUUGCGACUGGCACGGCACAAGGGCUCGAAACAGUUUUAUGCAGGCGCUCACAUACAGCCUGUGCUGUCCUCGCAUUAGAUGCACAGAAGGACAACAAUAUAUCGGCUCAGCCUGAUGACCGUCGUAUGAUAUCAAAGCCAUACAAUUGCAUGCCUUAUCUAGAACGCCAUGAUCGAAACCUAACCAAUGAAAUACUAAUGCCGCUAACUCCACCGGUCAAUCAAUAAAUGGCUUACGGCAGCCACAUCUCAAUGCGACAAUGGAGUCUUACCAGGCAAUCACUGCGGUGUGGAAGGAAAGGAAGAAAUUGCUAUAGUUGAGACGGGUCUUAUGAUAGUACUCCCGCACACAAACUCUGCACUAUCAUUUGGUGACACUAUACGGCUAGGAAAAUGGCUUACUAUUUCGGCGUAGAGAUUGAGAUUAUAGCCGCACCUCACAAAGUCCGCCAUCCUCUCCUCCGAGCAUUCUACUAUGAGAAGCUUGCGGCAGCACUGAGAAAACGAGGUGAACCAUCUGCCGCAGAUACGUUGGUGGAAAAAUAUCGGAAGCGCGCAGAGCACUACGAUAAAUGGUGGAUCACCAAGGAUGGCUCAUUGGGGAAUCCUGCUCAUCCGCUGAUACCAUUAGAAGCCGUGUCUCCGAUACUUUCAACAAACAAUGUCUGGGAAGAAGACAUUGAAACGUUCUGGGAAGCAUGGUCGAAGGUUUUCCACAUGCCAACUACCUCUAAGCGGUGUGGAAGUCACAUCCACGUUUCUGCCUCGCCGAACAAACGGUUUAGCCGCGAACAACUUCGAUCAAUCGCCUUUGGCGUUAUCCUCUACGAGGGAAACGUGCUGCAACUCCUGCCUGAAUCUCGCCGUGAGAACGAUUAUUGCACACCCAAUACCGACCAUAUAUGGGAACUCGACGACCUGAGCUAUGAUUUUACAGAUCCCAUCCAUCUGGAGGAAGUGAGGGAUACGAUUUGGGGCUCUUUCCAAGACGAUGACAGGAUUGGCUAUGAUCUUCCAAAAUUCAUGCAAGGCAACAAUAGGAAAGUCUUGUGGAACUUUCAGAAUAUCCGCAAGUCAGGCUCGAUCGAAUUCCGAGGAGGGCCCCGGCUCAGAGGCCCUAUUCACACAAAGAGGUGGAUCGCAUUUGUGGUCUCUUUUAUACACAUGUGCAUCUCCAAAAAGUUCAAAGUCCUUAGACGUCGCGACCUUGCCCCACCAGAGAUGCAACGGUUCUGGUCUUCCAUCAUGAAGGCGGCCAAGGCAUGUCAAGUCGCGAGCUCACUUCCAUCCGAGUGGGAAGUUAUGCGAGGAUCGACAAGUGGAUUUGACAUAGCAAAUGGCAUGGGCUCUCUGGAUCUGUCCAACCCUGACUCAGAUUCAGAUGUGUCUACUAUCUGCUCCAAGGACGAAUCCAAAUACUCUGAUUCCAAUGCCGACAGCGAUGAUAAGGAUGAGAUGAUUCAAGAGCUUGGGUAUGAUCCCAGCACCGUGCACAGAUCGAGAGGGUGCGUCACAAUGUAAUAGCAUGAUUAGGAAGGCUAUAAACCCGUUAGAGACACACUUGCUACUAAUGAGGUAUAUUUGCAAGUGACAAAUGUGAAUAGGUCUAUGCACAUACGAUAUCAACAACAAUGUAUAUAAUAAAGACUGCUACUCUUCCACAUACGAC